Naumovozyma dairenensis CBS 421 is the source of this 4554-nucleotide messenger RNA. RefSeq names its product ATP-binding cassette glutathione S-conjugate transporter YCF1 (gene YCF1). Gene Ontology annotation, cellular component: membrane. The record is from RefSeq and is a predicted model, not a curated record. The transcript has a single exon. Gene Ontology annotation, molecular function: bilirubin transmembrane transporter activity; ATP binding; ABC-type transporter activity. NCBI's taxonomy places the organism in Eukaryota, Fungi, Ascomycota, Saccharomycetes, Saccharomycetales, Saccharomycetaceae. Bases 1 to 4554 code for a protein of 1517 amino acids. Gene Ontology annotation, biological process: transmembrane transport.
AUGGCUUCAGAUUUAUCUUCUUGGAUCUGCAAAGCUUGCAACUCAUCGGAAGGGUUUGGUCCCGUUUCCUUUUAUGGAGAUUUGACCCAAUGUUUCAUAGAUGGUGUCAUAUUAAACCUUUCUGCCCUUUUCAUGUUGAUCUUUGGUACAAGAUCUUUAAUCAAAUUAUGUACCAUGAAAACACCUACUGUCAAAUAUAGAAGAAAUUGGAUUAUCGUAUCAAGGAUUAUCCUAGUAUUAUUACAAAUAUGUUUCACUGCUUUAGCAUGUUUAAAAUUACCUCAUGAUAAGAGUAGAGAUUUCACUGUUAUGAGUCAAUAUACCCUCACUUUACUUUCAUUAUUUGUCGUCAUUUGUUUGCAUUGGAUUGAAUACCACAGAUCACAAGUAGCUAAUAGUAUAGUCUUAUUCUAUUGGUUAUUUGAAGCUGUGGGUAAUGGUUCCAAGACUUUCAAUUUCAUCGUUAGACACACCUAUGAACAUAGAUGGACUUUCGGUCAUAUUGUCUUCAUUUUAACUCUAUUCCAAACUAUAAUCGCCAUCGCUGUAUUAUUAUUAGAAGCCUUACCUAAGAAACCAUUAAUGCCAUACCAAGAAAUUCAAGAACAUUUAUCAAGAAGAAAGGCUAAUCCAUACGAUACUGCAAACAUUUUCUCCAAAAUUACAUUCUCUUGGAUGUCAGAAUUGAUGCAAACUGGGUAUGAAAAAUAUCUUGUAGAAACUGAUUUAUAUAAAUUACCUGAAUCCUUCAAUAGUGCAGAACUAUCUGAAAAAUUCGAAAAUAAUUGGCAAAAUCAAAUUAAACAUAAGGCAAAUCCAUCAUUAGCAUGGGCUUUAGUAAUUACUUUUGGUGGUAAGAUGGUUUUAGCUUCAUUUUUGAAAAUCAUUCAUGAUUGUAUGGCUUUCAUUCAACCUCAAUUAUUAAGAAUUUUAAUUAAAUUCGUCACUGAAUAUAAUGAAGAACAUGGAAUCUCUGAAUCAUUAGGUUUAGAUACCCUUAUGAAACAUACUAAAUUACCAAUUAUUAGAGGUUUUAUGAUUGCAAUUUCCAUGUUUAUGGUCGGUUUUAUCCAAACUUCUGUUUUACAUCAAUAUUUCUUGAAUUGUUUCGAUACUGGUAUGCAUAUUAAGAGUGCCUUAACAUCAGUUAUUUAUGAAAAGGCAUUGGUUUUAUCUAAUGAAGCAUCAGGAAUUUCAAGUACAGGUGAUAUUGUCAAUUUAAUGAGUGUGGAUGUUCAAAAAUUACAAGAUAUCUCUCAAUUCAUUAAUUUAUUAUGGUCUGCUCCUUUCCAAAUCGUAUUAUGUUUGAUUUCAUUAUAUAAAUUACUAGGUCAUUCUAUGUGGGUUGGUGUCAUUAUCUUAGUUAUUAUGAUGCCAUUAAAUUCAUUCUUAAUGAAAACUCAAAAGAAAUUACAAAAAUCACAAAUGCAAUUUAAAGAUGAAAGAACUCGUGUCAUUAGUGAAAUUUUAAAUAAUAUUAAAUCCUUGAAAUUAUACGCUUGGGAAACUCCAUAUAAGGCUAAAUUAGAAAACGUUAGAAAUAAUAAGGAACUGAAAAAUCUAACUAAAUUAGGUUGUUAUAUGGCUUUAAUGUCUUUCCAAUUUAAUGUUGUCCCAUUCUUAGUCUCAUGUUCCACUUUUGCUGUGUUCGUUUACACUGAAGAUAGACCAUUGACUACUGAUUUAGUCUUCCCAGCUUUAACUUUGUUCAAUUUGUUACAUUUCCCAUUGAUGGUCAUUCCAAACGUCUUAACUGCAUUAAUUGAAUGUUCUGUGUCAGUUGGUAGAUUGUUUAGUUUCUUAACUAAUGAAGAAUUACAAAAGGAUUCAGUUCAACGUUUACCAAAGGUUACCGAAAUUGGUGAUGUAGCUAUCAAUGUUGGUGAUGACGCUACUUUCUUAUGGCAACGUAAACCGGAAUAUAAAGUUGCCUUGAAAAAUGUUAAUUUCCAAGCAAAGAAAGGUGAAUUGACUUGUAUCGUUGGUAGAGUUGGUAGCGGUAAGAGUGCCCUAAUACAAAGUAUCUUAGGUGAUUUAUUCCGUGUUAAAGGGUUCGCCACUAUUCAUGGUAAUGUCGCUUAUGUGUCUCAAGUCGCUUGGAUUAUGAAUGGUACCGUUAAAGAUAAUAUUUUAUUUGGUCACAAAUACGAUGCAGAAUUCUAUGAAAAGACAAUUAAAGCAUGUGCUUUAACCAUUGAUUUGUCUGUCUUAGUCGAUGGUGAUCAAACACUUGUUGGUGAAAAGGGUAUAUCUCUUUCUGGUGGUCAAAAGGCACGUUUAUCUUUAGCUAGAGCUGUUUAUUCAAGAGCUGAUACUUAUUUGUUAGACGAUCCAUUAGCUGCUGUCGAUGAACAUGUUGCAAGACAUUUGAUUGAACAUGUUUUGGGUCCAAAUGGUUUAUUACAUACUAAGACAAAGGUUUUAGCUACCAAUAAAGUCUCUGUUUUAUCUGUUGCUGAUUCUGUUAGUCUUUUGGAGAAUGGUGAAAUUGUUCAACAAGGUUCUUACGACGAAAUUAUGAAAGACGGUGCCUCUCAGUUGAAUAAAUUGAUUAUGGAAUACGGUAAAAAGAGUAAUGGGAACCCUGCUUCUAGUAAUGCUAUCACACCUGCUUCUUCCUCCACAAAUAUUCGUGAACAAACAAUUCCUUUAGAGGAUGAAUUAAAAGAAUUGAAGAAAUUGGAGGAUAUAAAUUUGGUAGGUAAUGAAGUUCAAAGUUUAAGAAGAGCUAGUGAUGCUACUUUACGUAGUAUCGAUUUUGGUGAAGAUGAAGGUGAUGUAAGAAGAGAACAUCGUGAGCAAGGUAAAGUUAAAUGGAAUAUUUAUUUGGAAUAUGCAAAGGCAUGUAAUCCUAGAAAUGUUGCUAUCUUCAUGAUCUUCGCCAUUUUGUCUAUGUUCUUAUCUGUUAUGGGUAGUGUUUGGCUAAAGCAUUGGUCUGAAAUUAAUACCAAAUAUGGUUCUAACCCCCAUGCUCCACGUUACUUACUCAUUUACUUGUUAUUAGGUAUUACUUCUGCUCUUUUCACUUUGAUUCAAACCGUUAUCUUAUGGGUUUUCUGUACCAUUCAAGGUUCAAGAUAUUUACAUACUUUAAUGACAAAUGCAGUCCUAAGAGCACCAAUGAGUUUCUUCGAAACAACACCAAUUGGUCGUAUCUUAAACAGAUUCUCCAAUGAUAUUUAUAAGGUGGAUUCUGUUUUGGGUAGAACUUUCUCUCAAUUCUUUGUCAAUGCUGUUAAGGUUUCGUUCACUAUUGGUGUUAUCUGCGUUACCACAUGGCAAUUUAUUUUCGUUAUCGUUCCAUUAGGUGUCUUCUAUAUUUAUUAUCAACAAUAUUACUUGAGAACAUCAAGAGAGUUACGUCGUUUGGAUUCUAUUACUAGAUCACCAGUUUAUUCUCAUUUCCAAGAAACAUUAGGUGGUAUUGUCACUAUCAGAGGUUAUGGACAACAAAAGAGAUUCUCUCAAAUUAACCAAUGUCGUGUUGAUAAUAACAUGAGUGCAUUUUAUCCAUCUGUUAAUGCUAAUCGUUGGUUAGCUUACAGGUUAGAAUUGAUUGGUUCCAUUAUCAUUCUUGGUGCAGCCACAUUGUCUGUGAUGAGAUUGAAGCAAGGUACAUUGACUGCUGGUAUGGUUGGGUUAUCUUUAAGUUAUGCCUUACAAAUUACUCAAUCUUUGAAUUGGAUUGUUAGAAUGACUGUUGAAGUUGAGACUAAUAUUGUUUCAGUGGAAAGAAUUAAAGAAUAUGCUGACUUGAAAAGUGAAGCUCCAGAAAUUAUUGAAGAUCAUAGACCACAAGAAACAUGGCCAGAAGAAGGUGAUAUCAAAUUUGAACAUUAUUCCACACGUUAUAGACCAGAACUUGAUUUGGUUCUCAAAGACAUUAACUUCCAUAUUAAACCAAAGGAAAAAAUUGGUAUUGUUGGUAGAACAGGUGCAGGUAAAUCAUCAUUAACUUUGGCCCUAUUUAGGAUAAUUGAAGCAAGUGAAGGUAAUAUUAUUAUUGACAAUGUUGAUAUUAGUGAUAUAGGUCUAUAUGAUUUAAGGCAUAAAUUAUCCAUUAUUCCACAAGAUUCUCAAGUGUUUGAAGGUACAAUUCGUGAGAAUAUUGAUCCAACAAACCAAUACACUGAUGAACAAAUCUGGAGAGUAUUAGAAUUAUCUCACUUAAGGGAUCAUAUUGCUACAAUGGGAGGCGAUGGACUUGAUACAAAAUUGAAUGAAGGUGGUAGUAAUUUAAGUGUUGGUCAAAGGCAAUUGAUGUGUCUGGCAAGAGCAUUGUUAGUUCCUUCAAAGAUUCUAGUAUUAGACGAGGCAACUGCAGCCGUUGAUGUUGAAACAGAUAAGGUGCUUCAAGAAACAAUUCGUACAUCUUUUAAAGACAGAACAAUUUUAACUAUUGCUCAUAGAAUAAAUACAAUUAUGGACAAUGAUAGAAUUAUGGUUCUAGAUAAUGGUUCCAUCAAAGAGUUUGACGAACCAAAGAAAUUGUUAGAAAAUAAAUCUUCAUUAUUCUACUCCUUAUGUGAAGAAGCUGGAUUAACUACAAAAUAG